Impatiens glandulifera is the source of this 540-nucleotide messenger RNA. RefSeq lists its product as uncharacterized. The transcript is spliced from 2 exons. Lineage: Eukaryota; Viridiplantae; Streptophyta; Magnoliopsida; Ericales; Balsaminaceae. Bases 1 to 540 code for a protein of 179 amino acids. The record is from RefSeq and is a predicted model, not a curated record.
AUGAGUCUUGGUUUCAUGAAAUGUUCUCAAGAGAAGGUUGUGUACACAAGAAACCAUGGAGAAGAAGUAAUCAUUGUUGGCGUAUACGUCGACAACUUGAUCGUGACAGGAUCAAGCAUUAAGGGUGUCGAGGAGUUCAAAAAACAGAUGAUGAAGGAGUUCGAGAUGAAUGAUCUCGGGAUACUCUCCUACUACAGUGUCGUGUCAAGGUCUUUGGCUGAGAAUUUGUUGAGCGAGCUGCUCGGAUGCGAGAUGAGGCCGGUAACCCUUUAUGUCGACAACAAGUUCACAAUAUCAUUAAUGAAGAAUUUGGUGUUUCAUGGACACAACAAACACAUCGACACUCGAUUCCAGUUCAUCUAUGAAUGGUUCGAGAAUCGACAGAUCGUUGUAGAGUUUUUAAACACUAGAGAGCAACAUGCAAAUAUUCCCACCAAGGCACUAGCAAAAAUCAAAUUCGCGGAGAUGCGAGAGCUGCUCGGCGUGAAGAAUCUCAAACCAAAUCAAGCUUACGGUGGAGAUUGUGAGUUUAGUCAUUGA